AUGGCCAACGCCUGGAAGCUACGAGAAGUGGUAUGGACUGAGCUACCGGGAUCCUAUGAGCGGCAGCAAUCGGAACAAAUGAAACUGAACUUUCUGGGGCUAGCAUCUACGAUGGAAAUCAUGCGCAUUCGCACUGUGGCAUCGUAUACUCUGUAUCAUCCGGAGGAUCUCCCAAGGAGUCAGGAGACUUGGUCGAAAUUGGCCAGACCCAACAAUCAAACGGAAAAAUCCAGGAAUCGACGUUGCAACAGCAAUAACAAUGACAAUCCACAAUCUAUCACUACCACAAACUUGUCAGCCCCAGAUACUGGUCGCAACAACAAUCCUCCAGUAUUGUCGACUGUCGACUGUAGUCCCUCACGAUGGAUGGGGCUUCCACGCAUCAUGGGGGGUUUCCGACGGGCUGCUCGAACCGCUGCCCCCGUACGACCCUGUCUUCCACCGCCGUGUUGGGAAACGAUCCAUCCGUUCUCAUUGGCUGCCAAUAGUAACCGAGCAGGAGACCUGCCCAGCUCACUCGCCCAUACCAAGGAACAUCACUGUUUGGACUGCCUUUUACUAGUAGUGUCAUUGAUACCAUGA
Molecule: messenger RNA, 582 nt
Organism: Seminavis robusta
Lineage: Eukaryota; Bacillariophyta; Bacillariophyceae; Naviculales; Naviculaceae
Source: the annotation of a GenBank genome assembly